AGCCCCUCUACUAAGGCGCCCCGCCCGCCGCGCGCCGCUCACUGCCCGGAGUCCCGCUGCCCCGACGCUCCCGCCGCGCCUCCGGCCCAGAUUUCAACAGACCAAAAUGCCGUCUCAAAUGGAGCAUGCCAUGGAAACCAUGAUGUUCACAUUUCACAAGUUUGCUGGGGACAAAGGCUACUUGACAAAGGAAGACCUGAGAGUACUCAUGGAAAAGGAAUUCCCUGGAUUUUUGGAAAAUCAGAAAGACCCUCUGGCUGUGGACAAAAUUAUGAAGGACCUGGACCAGUGCCGGGAUGGCAGAGUGGGUUUCCAGAGCUUCUUCUCACUCAUCGCAGGGCUCACUAUCGCCUGCAAUGAUUAUUUUGUUGUUCAUAUGAAGCAGAAGGGAAAGAAGUAGGCAGCAGAUGGCGUGAAGUGACUCCCGCCCCACACGGGAGUCCCCCGAAGGGCCCCCAGGAUCAGCUCCACAGCUUCCCCCAUGGCAGGAUUUUAUGAGCAGACUUGGACCCUUAGAAAAUGUCCCAAUACAAUCCAACCCCCGUUUGGCCAAAAGAGAAAGAAAAAUUACCAGAUAAGCUUUUGAUUUUUGUAUUGCUUCACUCCCUUUACCCUCAAUAAACAAGUUCCUUUUUUAUUUCCUGAUUUGA
Sorex fumeus (smoky shrew) is the source of this 650-nucleotide messenger RNA. It is a transcript of the gene S100A10, whose product is annotated as S100 calcium binding protein A10. The record is from RefSeq and is a predicted model, not a curated record. Bases 107 to 400 code for a protein of 97 amino acids. The transcript has 3 exons. Gene Ontology annotation, cellular component: cytoplasm. Lineage: Eukaryota; Metazoa; Chordata; Mammalia; Eulipotyphla; Soricidae.